This is a messenger RNA of Arachis ipaensis, 3976 nucleotides long. Lineage: Eukaryota; Viridiplantae; Streptophyta; Magnoliopsida; Fabales; Fabaceae. The record is from RefSeq and is a predicted model, not a curated record.
AUUUGUUCUUUCUCUCUCUCUCUUUCUUCUUCUCAUUUCUCUCUCAUCGUUUUCUCUUUCUUCUUGAAAUCCCUAGCCCCCUUUUUUUCUCCUCUUGUUAUAAAUACUCAACAACAAGAGGAGUUCUAACACAGGAAAAGCUAGAGAGAGAAAGUAGAGCGAGAAAAUACUGAAAACCCUCCCUCGCCAUUCUCGUUCUGCUCCAACACCUCUCGAUCUGCGCAAGGAAUCUGUCAAGGUGGUGUUGAUCUAUUUGGUUCUAGAUCUUUGAGGCGGGUUCUGUUUUCUUUUUAAGCUUUAUUGGGGACGCCGCCAUGUCUUCGCUCAGCAGAGAACUGGUCUUUCUUAUACUUCAGUUUCUUGAUGAAGAGAAAUUCAAGGAAACUGUGCACAAGCUGGAGCAAGAAUCAACAUUUUUCUUCAAUAUGAGGUAUUUCGAGGAUAUGGUGACAAAUGGGGAGUGGGAUGAGGUGGAAAAGUACUUGUCUGGUUUUACGAAGGUGGAUGACAAUAGAUACUCGAUGAAGAUCUUCUUCGAGAUAAGGAAGCAGAAGUAUCUAGAAGCAUUGGACAAGCAAGAUCGAGCUAAAGCAGUGGAUAUCUUAGUGAAGGACUUGAAAGUGUUUGCAGCAUUUAAUGAGGAGCUUUUUAAGGAAAUCACACAGUUGUUGACUUUGGAUAAUUUCAGACACAAUGAGCAGCUAUCUAAGUAUGGGGAUACAAAGUCUGCUAGAGGAAUAAUGCUUGCUGAACUAAAGAAAUUAAUAGAAGCUAACCCUGUUUUUCGCGAUAAGCUUCAGUUUCCUACCUUGAAGAACUCCAGAUUAAGGACUCUAAUUAAUCAGAGUUUAAAUUGGCAGCACCAACUUUGUAAGACUCCAAGAACUAACCCCGACAUAAAGACCCUUUUUGUAGAUCACAGUUGUGGGCAACAAAAUGGCGCACGGGCUCCAUCCCCUGUCACCAAUCCCUUAAUGGGUGCUGUACCAAAGGCAGGAGGUUUCCCACCACUUAGUGCUCAUGGUGUAAGCCCUGCUGGAUGGAUGGCUAACCCAUCUCCGGUUCCACAUCCUUCAGCAUCUGCUGGACCCAUAGGUUUGGCUUCAGCUAAUAAUGCAGCAGCCAUUCUAAAGCGCCCCAGGACUCCUCCUACCAAUAACCCUACUAUGGACUAUCAAACUGCCGAUUCCGAUCAUGUAAUGAAGAGAACAAGGCCUUUCGGCAUUUCAGAUGAAGUGAACAAUCUUCCUGUAAAUUUACUUCCUGUUGCAUACUCUAGUCAGAGCCAUGGUCAGAGCUCCUAUUCCUCUGAUGACUUGCCCAAGACUGUUGUGAUGACCCUCAGCCAAGGUUCAACUGUGAAAAGCAUGGAUUUUCAUCCUCUUCAGCAGAUUCUACUUCUUGUGGGAACAAAUAUGGGCGAUAUCAUGGUGUGGGAUAUUGGGAGCCGUGACAGGAUUGCUCAUAGAAAUUUUAAAGUAUGGGAACUUGGAUCAUGCUCCGUGGCACUACAGGCAUCUCUUUCCAAUGAUUACUCAGCAUCAGUUAACCGCGUGGUGUGGAGUCCUGAUGGAACACUUUGCAGUGUUGCUUAUUCGAAACAUAUUGUGCACAUAUAUUCCUAUCAUGGUGGGGAUGAUCUGAGGAACCACCUAGAGAUUGAAGCUCAUUCUGGGAGUGUCAAUGAUCUUGCUUUUUCUUAUCCAAACAAGCAGCUUUGUGUAGUAACAUGUGGAGAGGAUAGGGUCAUCAAGGUAUGGGAUGCAGUUACUGGUGGAAAGCAGUAUACUUUUGAGGGUCAUGAGGCACCUGUAUAUUCUGUAUGCCCUCACCACAAAGAAAAUAUUCAGUUCAUAUUCUCUACUGCAACUGAUGGAAAAAUAAAGGCAUGGUUGUAUGAUAACAUGGGUUCCAGAGUUGAUUAUGAUGCGCCUGGCCAUUCAUCUACUACAAUGGCAUAUAGCGCUGACGGAACAAGAUUGUUCUCAUGUGGCACAAACAAAGAAGGGGAAUCUUCUUUAGUGGAAUGGAAUGAAAGUGAGGGAGCUGUGAAGCGCACUUAUCACGGUCUGGGGAAGAGAUCUGUAGGUGUAGUGCAAUUCGAUACCACUAAGAAUCGAUUCCUAGCUGCUGGUGAUGAGUUUAUGAUCAAAUUCUGGGACAUGGAUAAUAUAAACUUGUUGACGAGUGCUGAUGCAGAUGGUGGCUUACCGGCUUCCCCCUGUAUUAGAUUUAACAAGGAUGGAAUAUUGUUGGCUGUCUCCACAACUGAUAAUGGAGUUAAAAUUUUAGCAAAUGCUGAAGGAAUUAGGCUGCUUCGGACAGUGGAGAAUCGUCCAUUUGAUGCUUCCAGAGUUGCUUCUGCCACUGUUGUUAAGGCACCUAGUAUGGGCGCUUUCCCUUCUACCAAUGUAACGGUUGGAACAAGCCUUGCUGAUAGAGCUCCUCCUGUAGCAGCCAUGGUUGGGAUUAAUAACGAUGCUCGAAGUUUAGCUGAUGUCAAACCCAGGAUUGCUGAUGAAGCUGUGGAUAAAUCUAGGAUAUGGAAGCUGACAGAAAUCAAUGAACCAUCACAGUGUCGCUCUUUGAAACUUCCUGAUAGUUUAGGGUCAAUGAGGGUAGCUAGGUUAAUUUAUACAAAUCAAGGGGUUGCUAUUUUGGCUUUGGCAGCCAAUGGUGUUCACAAGCUUUGGAAAUGGCAGAGAAAUGAUCGGAACAGCUCAGGGAAGGCCACUGCAAGUAUUCAACCACAACUAUGGCAACCAAAUAGUGGAAUACUGAUGACCAACGAUAUCAGUGAUACUAACCCUGAGGAUGCUGUGUCAUGCUUUGCACUGUCAAAGAAUGACUCGUAUGUUAUGUCAGCUUCAGGGGGGAAAAUUUCCCUGUUCAAUAUGAUGACUUUCAAGACAAUGACUACUUUCAUGCCACCACCACCGGCUGCUACAUUUCUUGCAUUUCAUCCUCAAGACAACAAUAUCAUUGCUAUUGGCAUGGACGAUUCUACAAUACAAAUUUACAAUGUUAGGGUUGAUGAGGUCAAAACCAAGCUGAAAGGUCAUCAGAAGAGGAUCACUGGACUUGCUUUUUCUCAUGUUCUAAAUGUGCUUGUAUCAUCUGGAGCUGACUCUCAGUUAUGCGUUUGGAGUACGGAUGGAUGGGAAAAGCAAGCAAGUAAAUUCCUGCAAAUGCCUAAUGGACGCGCACCAGCACCUCUAGCAGAUACCCGAGUCCAAUUCCAUCUAGACCAGACCCAUUUAAUAGCUGUUCACGAAACUCAAAUAGCCAUAUAUGAGGCACCGAAGUUAGAAUGCCUUAAGCAGUGGUUUCCGCGAGAAGCUAGUGGUCCAAUCACACACGCUACCUAUUCAUGUGAUAGUCAAUCAAUAUAUUUAAGCUUUGAGGAUGGAAGUGUUGGUGUUCUUACUGCCUCAACACUCAGAUUAAGAUGUAGAAUAAAUCCAACUGCUUAUCUCCUUCCCAACCCAAGCUUGAGAGCACAUCCUCUUGUGAUUGCUGCACACCCGUCAGAACCCAAUCAAUUUGCAUUAGGACUCAGUGAUGGUGGAGUACAUGUACUUGAACCGCUAGAGUCGGAAGGAAGAUGGGGUUCUCCACCUCCUACUGAGAAUGGUGCUGGGCCUAGCACUGCUUCAGGUAACACUAUUUCAGAGCAACCACAAAGGUGACAAAUGUAUUAUGAAGUACUUUCACCAAGGACUUGAGUGUAUGUAUUCAUUUCGGUUGCAUAUGAUCCCGCCCCCUGUUGCGUUUACUUGGCUUGCAAGGGGAAGCUGCGGAACUUAGGUGUUCAUAAUUUGUAGGAGGAUAAAUCAACAAUGAAUCAAAUUACUCACCUUGUUAAUGGCUCCUUAGCCAAUUUCUGCUCCAUGGGUCUAUCAGAGCAUGUUCAUUCGUCCAGGAUUAUUACCCAUUAAGUUUAUGGUCUAAUUCGGCUGGGGCGUUGCCGAUGGAU